Molecule: messenger RNA, 2568 nt
Organism: Closterium sp. NIES-67
Lineage: Eukaryota; Viridiplantae; Streptophyta; Zygnematophyceae; Desmidiales; Closteriaceae
Source: the annotation of a GenBank genome assembly
CACACCGACGACGAAGAAGGUCUCUCACCCUUCCUAAUCUAAAGCGAGCAAGGAAUUAGCUCCAGACUGAAACGUCGCUCUCAUUUUCCCGCUCGCUGUCACUCGCCCCCUCUGCACACACUGUGAGUGCUGGCUGCAGCACGGGGAGACUGUUCAACCCGGUGGUAGGAGAUGCAAGUCGGUAGAAUGAACGCGGUUAUGGCGAGCCACGCAGUCGCGCCACGGCAAUGGGUACCGCCCAGUGCGGCGCAUACAUGGAGACGAGGCAAGAGUUUGUGGGGGCAAAUUCAAUGGCGGGCGGCGAAUGCGGAAUUGAGGAGCCGCAAGCCCUUUGGUCCGGCCUUCAAGCGGCCAUGGCAUCGCCCGGCGGCAUCGCCGCGUGGAGCCAAGGCACUGCGAGUGCACGCGGCGUUGAGCCUCGACGCCAGGUGCAGCACCGCCACCGCUCAAGAUCCCUUCUCGCUGCUCUCCACCGUUCCGCCACUCCGCGCGCCGCCGCUGGAGGAGAGUCUCGCGAUGGCGGACGAGGCGGGCGGAACGCGGCGGUGGAGACACGUGAACUCGGAAGGGACUUGCGCGGCUGUCGAAGCGCCCUCAACCCCCAAUCGCCUGGCGUCCCGCCUGGGCGUGCUCAUCCUAACCGCGGCGGCGGCAGCGGCGGCGGGGGCGGGCAUGUCGGCGCAAGCCGUGCAGGCGGAGGCCGUGCAGGCGGAGGCCGUGCAGGCGGAGGCAUUGCAGGCUCCGACAGCAGCUACGCCCACUGGGGCGCCUGUGCCGUCCGCAGCACUGGCGGUACCGGAGGCAGACUGCCAGGCGGCAGCAGCGUUGCAGCUGCCGCCUGUAGCGGCGGUUGCUGCUGUUGCCGUGCCAACCGUCGGUCCGAUUGGUAGCAGUCGUUCUCCACGUCAGCAGACAGCUCAGCAGCACGUGGCAGCGCUGGAGGGGCGCGUGGCGCGCAUGAUGGCGUGGGUGCGGCAGGGCAGGCGCGGGCACGCGGGGGGCACGGCGGGCACGGGGCGAGAGGGGCAGGCGGCAACGGCGCAGCAGGCAGAGCUGCGGCGGCGAGUGGCGGGCGUGGUGGAGGGGCGCAGGGCGACAAGUGGGAAGCAGCAGGGGGAGGGGGAGGGGGAGAGGGGGCUAGGGGCGGUGAGUGUGGAGGAGGUGGGGAGGGGAGUGGGAGGAGCGGGGUUCCAAGAGAUGGGUGGAGAGGAUGUGCGGCGGAGCGGCCAUGUGGAUUGGCUCAAGGGGAUAGCAGGGCAGUACGGCAUGGCGCUGCCAUCGCCUGCAGGGGCCAGGGGAGGAGCAGCCGUGGCAGCAGAGGCGGAGUCAGCAGCAGCGGCAUCAGCGGUGGUGGCGGGGAGGGUGCUGGCGGCAUUGAGGGGAGCGGAGCAUCUCGCGGGGGCGGCACAGGAGCGCGCCACGGCGCCGGGCUCUCUGCCCCCUGCAGCUGCAGCCGCUAAGACAAGGUUGCAAGCGCCGGAGCAGCAACUGUCACGACUGGAACAAAAGCUGCGCGACGCAGAGGCGAGUCGCGACCGCUACGAGGCGGCGGUGCAGUGGACGGAGGGCCGCCUGGCAGCGCUGGCCAGCCUCGCCCUCACCGUGGGCAGUGCGCCCUCGCCCGCCCUCGCCGCCUCCCGCUCCCACCUGCUCUCCUCUCUCGCCUUCGCCCAGAAGCGAGCGCAUGAGGAGGAGCAGCGAGUCAACCAACUCCGCCAGCAGCUCGCCACCACCUGCAAUCUGCCGCAUUCCGCCUCCUCCCCCUCUUCCUCGUCCCCAUCCUCCUCACCGCCCUCCACCGCACUGCCUCCAUUCCAAUCGGCCAUAACGCCACCUGCGCCCCCAGCCUUCCUCCUUGCACCGUCAACAGCACCCCUGUCAACCCCCCCCUCUACGUCAUCACCCCCCUCCGCCUCCUCGCACCCCUCCAAACCAGCUCCGCCUCGCUCGCAUUCCCUGCCAUCGCGGCCCCUCGCCCACACUUCUUGGCACCCUACCGAGGCCGCUGCCCACGCCACCAGCACCACCCUCACCAGCAGCCUCAGCCCCGCCAGCAGCCUUGCUGCGAUGAGCAUUCUCCAGCAGGCGCCAGUGCUGGUGGAGGGGGUGCGGGUGGGGGAGUGGGCGCGGGAGUACGUGGCGGAGUCGGUGGCACAGGAGCUCAGCAAGCGACGCACGGGCCACGGGGGCGGCAACUGAUGUGCCAGACAAAGUAGACGCCACAGCAGCCUUCAGCAGGCAUAUUUCUUUGCUCGUGCAAAGAUAUGUACAUAGUUUUUGUGCUGUAUUUCGUUCAAUAGCGAAGCCUACAAGGAGACAAACUUUGUGCAAUAUAUUGAUGGGCAUUGGGUUAUGAUUUCAAGAUAUGCAAAGAUAUGAUUACAAGGAGACAAACUUUGUGCAAUAUAUUGAUGGGCAUUGGGUUGCUCGUGCAAAGAUAUGUACAUAGUUUUUGUGCUGUAUUUCGUUCAAUAGCGAAGCCUACAAGGAGACAAACUUUGUGCAAUAUAUUGAUGGGCAUUGGGUUAUUUUGGGCCAUGUCCACAAGGGCAAGUGGUACAAUACGGA